Molecule: messenger RNA, 2779 nt
Organism: Zingiber officinale
Lineage: Eukaryota; Viridiplantae; Streptophyta; Magnoliopsida; Zingiberales; Zingiberaceae
Product: receptor-like serine/threonine-protein kinase SD1-7
Exons: 9
Coding region: 72-2576 (834 amino acids)
Biological process (GO): protein phosphorylation; recognition of pollen
Molecular function (GO): ATP binding; protein serine/threonine kinase activity
Source: RefSeq, a predicted model, not a curated record
GCAAUACAACAUAUUAGAUUGCAGGUGGAAGCAGCGCAGAAUCAUUAAGAGCUUAAGUUUCCACUGGCCAGAUGCAGCAACUCUUUCAUUUUCGAUUCCUGGAAAUAGUAGCAGUGAUGCUCUUCGUCCUCGGCCAGUCCUCAUCUUCAGGAGAUGCAAUGAUCCAGGACACUUCACUUGUGAAUGGCCAGACUUUGAGAUCGACAGGAGAAUUGUUCCAACUGGGCUUCUUCAGCCUAGAUAAUAGUUCAGCGAAGGGAUACUUAGGAAUCUGGUACUGCAAUUUCACACCGCAAGAAGGCAUCGUAGUAUGGAUCGCCAAUCGGAACAAGUCUGUCAACACAUCCAUGGCAUCCUUCAACCUCACUUCCGAUGGAAAUCUAAUCUUAUUUGAGGAUGACCAAACUGUUUGGUCAACGGGAACGAGAUCCACAGGACUCAAUUCUGCACGCUUGCAGCUUUUAGAUUCUGGAAAUCUCGUGCUGAACGACAGCAACUUGAUUCUAUGGCAGAGCUUUGAGCACUCAAAUGACAGCAGCACACAGCUCCCUGGCAUGAAGUUCGGAUUUGUCAAACGGACCAACACAUCACGGCGGCAAGUGUCAUGGAAAAACUUCACGGAUCCUUCUCCGGGAGACUACAUCCAUAUGAUUCGUGCUCUACCUAUUCCGGAUUUGGUCAUUUUUAACGGAUCCGCCAAAUACCAUCGCAGCGGCCUAUGGAACGGAUAUGGGUUCGUCGGCUAUCCAUCGAUAGCAAGCAACCAGGUGACCAAACCAGCAAAUUACAUGUUUGUGUCCAACGAGAAUGAGAGCUAUUUUAUGGUUAAUUACAGAGCCUCACCGACGCCGGUACUGAUUCGGUCAACGUUGUGGGCCAAUGGAACCAUCCAGCGUUGGUUUCUUGACAGAGGUGGCAACAGAGAGUGGCAGCUUCUGUCGUCGAUUCCGGCGGACGAGUGCGAUAUGUACAAUCUCUGCGGCCGCAACAGAGUGUGCACCAAUAAAUACGUUGCUGUCGACUGCCAGUGCUUGGACGGGUUCGUAAAUAUUUCGGAGAAUGGAAGAGAGGCCGGAUGCGAGAGGGAAAAGCCUUUGAAUUGCUCGUCGAACCAGUUUUCCAAGGUGCAGAACGUGAAGGUGCCUGACACUGAGAACGCUACAGCACGAGGAAACAUGAGUCUCGAUGACUGCAAGAAUUUGUGCUUGGAUAAUUGCUCAUGCGUGGCGUAUGCGGUGAUCAGUGGGUCUUAUGGAUGCAUAACUUGGCUUGGUGAUCUGUUGGAUCUCAGAACUUUUGUCGAUGAAGGAGAUGAUUUAUACGUUCGGCUCGCAGAAUCAUCCACAAAGAAGCACGUCUGGGCGGCGAUAGCCAUUCCUCUGUUACUGGGAUUUUUUCUUCUAUGUUGUGUUAGCGUACUCGUUUGGAGGAAGAGAAAAAGAGCGUCAACCAGAUUGCCAUUACAAUUGCCAAAUGUAAAGGAAGGUAACUCGACGACUUGUGAUGAUGUAUCAGAGUCCAAGUUGGUCUCGAUCGACUCAGAAGAUUCUCGUCUGCAUAAUACUGAUAAAGGAGUAGAUAUGAUCAAUACAUUGGGGUUACUACCUUCCUAUGAUUUGGGAACAAUAAAAACUGCAACAAAUAAUUUCUCUGACGAAAACAAACUGGGAGAAGGUGGAUUUGGUGUUGUUUACAUGGGUCAAUUGGAAGAUGGACAAAAGAUUGCUGUCAAGAAAUUGUCAAGAAACUCCUUACAAGGCCCAAAUCAAUUCCAAAAUGAACUCUCACUGAUAGCCAAGUUACAACAUAGAAACCUUGUUCGACUUUUAGGAUGUUGUAUCGAAGACACGGAGAGAAUUAUAAUUCUUGAAUACAUGGAAAACAAGAGCUUAGACGCCUUCAUUUAUGAUAAAACAAAAUGUUCCUUGCUAAAUUGGCAAAAACGUCUUGAGAUUAUAGUUGGUAUUGCUCGAGGACUUUUGUACCUUCAUCAAGACUCUAUCUUGAGAGUCAUUCAUCGCGAUCUUAAGCCAAGUAAUAUCCUUCUUGAUAAGGACAUGAUUCCAAAGAUUUCAGAUUUUGGCAUUGCAAGGAUAUUUGAAGGAGAUAGAGCUCUUGAGGAUGGAACCACAAGACCGAUUGGAACAUUUGGAUAUAUGGCUCCUGAGUACUUGUUAUAUGGACAAUUCUCAUUUAAGUCAGACGUAUUUAGUUUUGGUGUGAUAGUACUAGAAAUCUUGAGCGGCAAGAAGAAUCGAACAUUCGGUCAAACAAAUUCUAAUUUAAACCUUUUACAACAUUCUUAUAAACUUUGGAAGGAAGGUAGAUCCUUGGAAAUUCUCAAUGAUGCAGUAAGUUGCUCAUAUCCAACAAUCGAACUUUUACGUUGCAUUCGAAUGGCUCUUUUAUGUGUACAAGAUAACCAUGAAGAAAGACCAACAAUGACAGAGGUAGUGAUGAUGUUAGCAAGUGAUGAGCAACUUCUAACUCCACUCAAGCAACCUACAAUAACAUCAAUUUAUAGUGAAGGAGAUUGCUCUACUAAAGAAAUGAGUAUCACAAUCACAGGUCGAUAAAUUGAUGAAAUGUAUGCCCUUCACUUGUUUGAAUAUUAUUUUACUAUAAACUAAUACUUUAAUAUUUUAUGUCUAAAUUAUAAUUAAAUCACGUCGAUUCAAUAUAAUACUAUUGGUUGAAUUUGAACAUGCUCUAUAUAAUACUAUUGGGUGUAAGACUAUUUCUUAUCUAGAAAGAGAGAUUGAUGGCCACUUGUUGCGAU